Lagopus leucura (white-tailed ptarmigan) is the source of this 5239-nucleotide messenger RNA. RefSeq names its product inositol 1,4,5-trisphosphate receptor interacting protein (gene ITPRIP). Lineage: Eukaryota; Metazoa; Chordata; Aves; Galliformes; Phasianidae. The transcript is spliced from 4 exons. Gene Ontology annotation, cellular component: membrane. Gene Ontology annotation, molecular function: protein kinase inhibitor activity. The coding region runs from base 318 to 1967 and encodes 549 amino acids. The record is from RefSeq and is a predicted model, not a curated record.
GCUGGCAGGGCUGCCUUGAACGAGGGGAAGGAGGAAAAAAAAAAAAAGAGAGAAAGAAAACCCGCUCCGGACAGGCUGGGCGGGUCCCCCUGCACCGCAACGCACCUCAGCGAGCGGGGAACGGCUGCGAGACACGGAGGGUGCUGCCCGGCACGGUGCGGUGCGCUGCGACUUCCUGGCUGUGCUUUAGCGGAAGGGAAUCGUGGGGCACCCAAAAACUCAGCAAUGAGGAAGUAUGGCUGGGCAGGCCUGAAACCUUCGAGUGUGGAAUUUGUUUCUUCCCAGCAAGAAAGUCCAAGAGUAGUGAAGGAACUGCCAUGCCUGUGGGAAUCUUCCGAGUGUGCCUAGUGGUAAUUACAGCUAUUGUCAACCACCCACUCCUCUUCCCUAAAGAGAAUGGCACUAUCCUCGAAAAUACAGAGGAAAUCAUCCAGAAGAUGAAGGAGCGGGAAGAGAUCCUUCGGCUAGAGAAGUUGCGCUUGGAACGGGAAAUUGAAGGUCAGGAAGCUGCACAGAAGGUUCUGGAAAAAGCAGCAAAAGUAGUGGAGGAUGUCAAAGAGGAAAAGGUCCAAUGGGAUAUGUGGACUGCUCUUUCCAUGGUCAUUUUCCUAUUGAUCGAGCUCUGGAGGCAGGAUUUCCAGGAGGGGAAUUGGCAGGACACGGGAGCAGACGAGGAUGACAUGGCUGUCCUGGGGAAAGCAUUUAAAGGGGUGGCCUUCCCUGACAAGGCCAUCUUAGCCAGCUUCUAUGAGAAGCGUAUCCUGGGUACCACUGGAGACAUGGCCAGGAUGCGGGAGAUGGUGGAAGGCUUCGCAGAUGACCUGCUGGAGGCCUUGAGGAGUGUUUGUAACCGGGAUGCUGACAUGGAAGUGGAGGACUGCAUGGGUGUGGGGAGCAUGUAUGAGAAUUGGAGAGUGCGUAAACCUUUUGUCUGCGAUCUGAUUGUGCCUUUUGCACCCCCAGAGCCAUAUUGUUUCCGAUCUCAGAUAUGGUGCUCUGGCGAUUCUUUUCCCCCAGAUGAACAAGGAUAUGGCACUAUCAAGGUAUGCAGGGCAGAUGAGGAUGAGAUAGGUUGCAUCUGUGACAAGACUAAACUGGGAGAAGAUAUGCUGUGCCUCCUCCAUAGCCAAGGUAAUGCUACCAGACUCAGCAGUGAAAUGGAAGACCUCCUGUGCUUCAAAAAUACGCAAUAUCUUGAUGCUGACCAAGUCAUGAAGUGGUUCCAGAUUGCAGUCACCAAGGCCUGGAACAAAAUUUCACACAAGUAUGAAUUUGACCUGUCUUUUAGCCUCUUGGACUCCCCAGGAGCCCUGAAGAUAAAAUUUAAAUCGGGGAAAUCAGUUGCCUUCAACCUCACCCCUGUGGUGCAGUACGAGAACUCUGAUGUUUACUUCAUCUCUCAUUUCCCUCGGAACUGCCUGGCAGCAGACCUCCCCUCCAGCACUCACUGGUUUCUCACCUUUGCAGUGUAUGAGAGGAGGUUCAUCCAGAUGAUCUCCAAAAUGCUGCCUGCCAAUGCCUGCCAUGUCAGCUGCCUUCAGAUCCUCUCCUUCCUCCAUGGGAAGCAGUGCAGCCUCACAGGUCCAAGUGGGCUCACCAACUACCACCUGAAGACAGUGUUGCUGCAUCUGCUGCAGACACGUCCAAAUCAAGACUGGGCCCCAGAGAAGUUGGAGGCCCGUCUACAGGACAUGCUGAAAUUCCUGGAGAAAUGUCUGCAGGAGAAGAAGCUCUACCACUUCUUCAUUGGCAAUGGGAAGGUACCAGCUGAGCUGGGCUUCCCCAUCAUAUUCCAGAGGGCUGAGCCCCUCAACCUUUUCCGUCCCUUUGUUCUACACAGGGAUGUUUACAGAAAGACAGUUGACACAUUCCAUGAGAUGCUCAGGAACACAUCUGCACUGAUAAGUGAGUACAUGGUGCACAUUCCCCAUGUCCACACCAAUGGGAUCCAAAAGGAAUCUGUUUAACCAAAGCCAGCAGGAAUACACUUGUUCCUCUAAGCACAAAUCCAGAGUGCAGCUUUCCAAAGCCUUAUGGAAACAACUGACUUUGCCAUUGCAGUUUGUUGUCUGCAGCUGAACCAUGUCUGUGUCAUGGUUUCUGCAAUAAGGAAGAAGGGAUGGGGGCAGAACAGAGAGAAACUGGAAGAGAUGCUAUAAAAGUAGGUUUCUGCUCCACAGUUGGGCUGGCAGGGUUUUAUGCAGCUAAGAAUAUAUUUUUCUACUGUGCCUCAGUCAUGCUACAGUGGUGAUGAGCAAUGAACAUGGCUAAUUUAUUCUGGUGCCUUCAAAGCGGUGGCGGUCUGCUUGCAGACAGGACAGUGGGAGCUGUGAGACCUAUGGGAGGUGCAACAUGAGCCUCGGCUGAGAAGGGGAGUCACUACUCAGGUCACGCACAGUUCUAGACUGGAUGGAGAUCUUAAGCCCAGCACAGCUCUUUAAUUGAAAGGGAACAGUGGGUUUAAAAAGUGCAUUUUGAUAGGACUUGCAGCACUAAUUUAAACAGUCCUGUCCAUCAAAAACACUCCUGUGCUCCAGAUAUUUUUUCCCUUGGAGGAAUAUAACGGAGCAGUCCGCAGGAUCAGUGUCUUGAGACCAUUUCAUUUUCCAUUUUCUUCAAAGUAGCACAAUGAGUGGAUUUUAUUCUUGGCUGUUUUCCAUGGAUGAAUGGCCAGGAGCCUUAUUUACAUCAUUUAAGAGAGAAAUGCUGUUACUGGGUUCUGGCUUUUGGUUUAUUUGUUUGCUUUCCUUAUCUCCAGGCAGCAAGUCUGAAAACUAGCAAAGAGAAAUGAUUGCUGCAGGGUUUGCUUUUACUAAAGAGGAAACUCCUCAAAAUUAUUCUGUAAUAAGCCUGAUCUCAGGAGUCUGAUACCAGGAGGAAACUCACUAUCCAAAUGAGAGAGCAUAGCUCUCAGCGUGGUUUUAGUGAGGCCAGGACAGCAAGAUGGCUCUGAAUUAGGAGGAGAGUUGCAGGAGGUGUACAUGAGGCAGUGUGGCACUGCUCUCUGCAGCUCUCUUGUGGUGUGUCAUUCCUUUCUGCUGCCAGGUACCCAAGUAAAAGCUGCCUGUUUUUUGACUCAUUAUCAGGUCUCCUCAGUCCAUCUCAAGGCUGCUACUUUGAUGAUGUUUACUCUUGGGAACCACAGGUAGCAAACUAUAAAUUUUUGUAUUCUCUCUCCUUUUUUCCUUGUACAAACCAUUUCUCCACUUCCUUCAUGUCCGCUUGUGUCUGUACCCCCACCACUGAGGGACAUUUUCUACACCAAUGCAAAGCAAACUGCAACAAUCAUUUCCAGAGGCCUGCAGGGAGGUCGUGCUCAAGUAGUUGUGGUCUGAGUUACUUCUAAAAUUGUCCUUAGCCAAGUGAGAGAGAAAUGAGUAUUUCUAUGUCGUUUCCUGUCAGGCAUCUAAAUUUAGCCUAUCCAAAGAACAGAAACAAAUUUGUGACCCAGGUCUCUGAGGAAAUGACACACAGGGUUGGAAAAUAACUUUUAUGUAAGGUUGAGCAAGGGAAGGUUGAGUAGAAAAGUCUAUUUAACAGGAUAAUCAAACUUCUCUCUUGAAAUGGAGGAACAAGGCUGUGUAACACCAGCCCUACAAGCAUGUAAACAGGCCAAAUCUUGCCUUUGCACACUUCAGAGCACUGCUGCUUAGACUCAAAAGGAACCUAAACUGAUAGGUGCACUGAAUCUUUUGUCCUUCAUUUUCUGCAUGUGUGUGCAUGUUUGCUUUUAAACUCAAACUCACCCUGAAGUGUUCCCAUGGGGUUGCUUGAACCCAGGCUGGAGCUGAGCCAAGGUAUUUAUGGAUUUGACUACCUUGGAAGCAAAUUCCUGGGCACAAUUUGCCUAUGCGUAUGCAAUAUACUCAUUUUGCCCCGAGCAUCUUUUAUGAGACUUGGUCUGUGCAUUCAGGCUACAAGGAAAUGAGCUGUGCUACAAUAAGUCUCAGGGCAGAGGUCUUUGCCAGCCAUAUAUUAAUAUGUAUACUAAAGUUAGAUACUUGUUCCAUCUGGAGAGAUGUGGGCAAACAGUAUUUCUCUUGAGCAGACCUUUGUAGUGCUACACUGUGAAAAACAUAAUUUCCUGGACUGCCUCGUUUCUCUGUAUUAAAUCUUUUGCACACCAGGUACAAGGCCUCUCAGUAAAAGGCCAAACUCAGAUUUCAUUAAAGAGAUUUAUUAUGAGACAGUUCGGGUCCAUCAGCUGUCAGCCAGUAAAGUGUCCUAAGAUCUUUUAGUGCCACCCACAUUUAGUGCUGCCUUGACUGACAUCUUGCUGGGCAUCCAUAGGAAGCAGCUUUAAAGGAAGAGGGUGGAGGUGAGGUUUUGUGAUUUUAAGUGAGUAAUGUUCUUUUAAAACAGUGUAAAGCACGAGUAACGAAUGCACAUCUCUAGUAAUAGCCUGAUCUCCAUGAGAGAUCCUAAGGAAGAAUAAACAGACCUCUUUCUUGCAUCUCAGUGCUGUUCUUACUAUUUACUGACCAGAAAAAUUACGCAACUGAAUUCCUACUGCCUCUUCUGGUUUCCAGCCACUCCCUACACCCUCAACUUGUGGUUUUAAUACUUUAUUAUAGGUUCUGUCAAAGCAAUGGAAUUAGUAGUGCCUUGAUAACAACCACUGAUGUACAACAUAGCCUCAGGAGCCGUUCACCUUUAGGAAAUGUCUUGGUCUUAGUUAUUGUUGCUGUUCAGGAGGCCAGUGUCCUCUAAGGGGAGCUGUUAGUUCACUCUUUAUUACGUGCCAACCACAGAAUAUGACUUCAUCCCUCUCUAGUUUGCUCUGCAUACAGGUCUUACAGGCGUAUAAAGAUGGAUUUCAGCAAAGGAAACCAAAACUUAUUCAUUAUUCAAGUAAAAGGAUUUGGUGUUUGUUUGCCAUAUGUUUUUAAUGCAAAGCCUUUGCAAUGUUUUCUCAGUGGUGAAGAAAUGAGAAUUUACUCACUUCUAACAGCUUAGCUGCUGGUCACUGAGUUCUUCUCAUAGGAUCCCAUAUGAUAAAUGGCUUUAUUUAUUAACUGUCUUUUUUGUAGGAUUUUUCUUCCUGGGUGUAGUUCAGAAGUACAAUUGUAGUAUGAAUAGCCAUCUUGGCAAUGCAGAUGAGAUGGGUAAUAAUAUCAUAACUUUCCACCUGAAUUCUUCCUUGAUUCAUGACGCUGUAUUCAAACCGCUGCUUUUAUAGCAGGACACUGUUAAAUUUGUAUAGAUCUUCUCUUGCAGCUUUAUUUAUAAUAAAGGAAUU